Molecule: messenger RNA, 1563 nt
Organism: Phytomonas sp. EM1
Lineage: Eukaryota; Euglenozoa; Kinetoplastea; Trypanosomatida; Trypanosomatidae
Source: the annotation of a GenBank genome assembly
AUGCCGAUCCGCAAGAAGCAGAGACGUGAUGUCAUUCGUGAAGAGGACAUUCUAAGUGACAAGAGUGAAGAUGAGCAAAAGAUAAUGGUUCGAUUUAUCGAUGAUCAUGGGGAGCCCACAGGAACUCAGAUAUUAUUGCCUGUAUCGGCUACUAUCAAGCAGUUGGAUGAUCUGCUAUCCUCAUUUCUGGAAGAAGAACAGAAGGUGAUUCCAUAUGCUUUUUUCAUUGAUGGAGAACAGUUAAAUAGUAACGUUCGAGACAUUCUGUUUCAGGCACAAAAAAACAGGUACGUGGACAAGAUGCUGAAGGAGGGUCGCCGUGUGCGCCAGAAAGACGUGGAUAAGCUCACAUUUGAACCUCCAGAAGAAACUGUACUGGACAUUGUUUAUAAACCUCAGGCUGUGUUUCGCGUGAGACCAGUGACUCGUUGCGCGGGGACGCUGGAUGGCCAUAGUGAAGCAAUUCUCGUCGUUUCCUUUUCGCCUGAUAGUCAAGUAUUGGCGACGGGGGGAGGGGAUAAGGAGAUUCGAAUCUGGGAUACUAACACCCUUACUCCAUUUGAAGAGCUAAAGCAACACACAAGCUGGGUUCAGGUGCUUUCAUGGUCCCCGGAUGGGCAGUAUUUAGUUAGUGGGAGCAAGGAUGGAAUGCUCAUCAUAUGGAGGCACGAUGGCGAAUACGCAAAGUUUAGUGGUAAGAAGCACAAAGCACACAAUAAUUACAUAUCUCACAUUUCAUGGGAGCCGUUGCACAAGAACAUUAAGUGCGAUCGAUUUGUCUCCGCGAGCAAGGACUCCUCCUUGAAGGUUUGGCAUGUCACGACAGGGAUACAGUUCUCGCUAUCGGGCCACCAGUCCUGCGUGACCUGCGUCCGGUGGGGCGGUGAGGACCGCAUAUACUCCUCCUCGCAGGACCGCACGCUGAUCGUUUGGGACUCGACAAAUGGGUCAGCGCAGUGCGUUCUGCGGGGGCAUGCCCACUGGGUGAACUUCUUGGCCCUUAGUACGGACUUAGUACUUCGUACGGGGUGCUUCGACCACGAGGAGCGGACCUUUGAGAAUCUCGAGGAAAAGCAGGAAUAUGCGAAGAAACGCUAUGAAGCGGUGGUGAAGAGGUCCGAUGGGAUGGAGCGACUCGUAAGCUGCUCGGACGAUAAUACAAUGUUCUUAUGGAGCCCGCAGGCGAGUGCCAAGCCUGUCGCACGCAUGACAGGCCAUCAAGGAAUUGUAUUUCACAUUCAGUUCAGCCCGGACGGAUCGAUGAUUGCCUCUUGCUCAGCUGACAAGAGCGUUAAGCUAUGGAGUGCGAUAGAUGGCAAGUUCAUCACGACCUUUAGAGGGCAUGUCGCGGCGGUCUAUCACGUAAGUUGGAGUUUGGAUUCUCGUAUGCUGGUGUCCGGUAGCAAGGACACUACACUCAAGUUGUGGUCUGUGGCGAAGCGCGAGCUAGUGGAGGACAUGUCUGGCCACAGUGAUGAGAUCUAUGCGACAGACUGGAGCCCUGAUGGUCAAAAAGUGGCAACAGGUUCAAAGGACAAAAAGGUUCGCAUUUGGGUACACUGA